AUGGAUGGAUCUGCCAGUCCUGCCCAGCCCAAGCGAGCGUCGGUGCACCUGAGUGAUGGGGGGGUCAAGGGUGCCACCAACAUACUCGACACAAUUCUCAACGCCAUCCCCGCCAUUGACGAGGGUCUAGCCAUAGCCUUCCAAACGAAACUCUACUCCAGCAUCAUCGCACACGUUGAUGCCAUGAGCAGCGUGCAGCUGGUAGCGUAUCUAGCCACGUACGAGGGCAUGUUCCAACAUCUGUGUGAGGUGGCUAUGCGCAUGAGUGACUGUGUGGUCAACGGCACCUUCAACGGCCCCGCAACGGCUGUGUGGGGCUUACAGGUGCGCAUUCUGGUGGAUAUGGAGAGGCACGCGAGCCUGGACAUGGUCAAGACACUACAGAAGGUGCACCGCAGCCUCAACGUGUGUAUUGUGAGCGAGCUUAUGCAGACCAGCGUCACAUCAACCGCUCUGAGGGACGUGUUAGACGAUGUGUUGGAUAUACAGAACGUGGUGUUUCAACCUAGCAACACGGACGUUGAGUUCCUCGAGACCCUCACCAAGAUACUUCUGGACGUGCUCGAGAACACACGCGCGGCCGCACGUGACGGGGCGUUUAAUCUGUGGAAGCUCAUGUUCCUGCAGAAGGUUGAGGAGAUGCGGUCCAUCUGCACGGUGCUGGGUGAGCACAACGAAGUAGUGGACCUGUACGACCGUAUCUUUGAGUAUCUGAUGAGUAAUGCGUUGGAUCAAUUGAGCGCCUUCUUGGCCACACACCACAGCCACCGCACAGGUCUCACACGCAACUCGUCGGGCGGAUGGCUGCACUAUUCGAAGAAGGUGUGGGUGUGCAACGGGCGUUAG
This is a messenger RNA of Sphaeroforma arctica JP610, 846 nucleotides long. RefSeq lists its product as hypothetical. The record is from RefSeq and is a predicted model, not a curated record. Lineage: Eukaryota; Ichthyosporea; Ichthyophonida. The transcript is spliced from 2 exons. The coding region runs from base 1 to 846 and encodes 281 amino acids.